AUGCGGCUCUGGAGUUGGGUGCUGCGCCUGGGGCUGCUGAGCGCCGCGCUGGGCUGCGGGCUGGCCGAGCGCCCCCGCCGGGCCCGGAGAGACCCGCGGGCCGGCCGUCCCCCGCGCCCCGCCGCUGGCCCGGCCACCUGCGCCACCCGGGCGGCCCGUGGCCGCCGCGCCUCGCCGCCGCCGCCGCCGCCGGGCGGUGCCUGGGAAGCCGUGCGCGUCCCCCGGCGGCGGCAGCAGCGGGAGGCGAGGGGCGCCGCCGAGGAGCCGAGCCCGCCGAGCCGGGCGCUCUAUUUCAGCGGGCGAGGCGAGCAGCUGCGCCUCCGGGCCGACCUCGAGCUGCCCCGGGACGCGUUCACGCUGCAAGUGUGGCUGCGAGCGGAGGGGGGCCAGAGGUCUCCGGCCGUGAUCACAGGGCUGUAUGAAUGUUCUUAUACCUCUCGUGACCGAGGAUGGGUCGUGGGCAUUCACACCGUCAGUGACCAAGGCAACAGAGACCCGCGCUACUUCUUCUCAUUGAAGACAGACCGGGCCCGACAAGUGACCACAAUCAGUGCCCACCGCAGCUACCUGCCAGGCCAGUGGGUGUACCUCGCUGCCACCUACGAUGGGCGGUUGAUGAAGCUCUAUGUGAAGUGCCAAGUGGCCACCUCUGGGGAGCAGGUGGGUGGCAUCUUCAGCCCGCUGACCCAGAAGUGUAAGGUGCUCAUGCUGGGAGGCAGCACCCUGACUCACAACUACCGGGGCUACAUCGAGCGCUUCAGUCUGUGGAAGGUGGCCAGGACGCAGCGGGAGGUGCUGCUGGACAUGGAGACGCAUGGCCUCCAUGCUCCUCUACCUCAGCUCCUCCUCCAGGAGAACUGGGACAAUGUGAAGCGCACCUGGUCCCCCAUGAAGGACGGCAACAGCCCGCAGGUGGAAUUCAGCGCUGCCCACAGCUUCCUGCUGGACACGAGCUUGGAGCCGCCUCUGUGUGGGCAGACGCUGUGUGACAACGCAGAAGUCAUCGCCAGCUACAACCAGCUGCCACGUUUCCGCCGGCCCAAGGUGGUGCGUUACCGCGUGGACCUGCACGACGACGGCCACGAGAACCCCACGGUGAGCCGCCAGCAGAUCGACACGCAGCACCGGCAAGCUGGCCGAGACCUUCAAGCUCUACAACAUCUCCUGGAGCUGGAGGUGCUGGAGGUGAACAACUCCUCUCUGCGGCGCCGCCUCAUCCUGGCCAGCGACAUCGGCAAGAUCGGGGACGAGAACUGUGACCCCGAGUGCAACCACACGCUGACUGGCCACGACGGGGGGGACUGCCGCCACCUGCGCCACCCCGCCUUCAUGAAGAAGCAGCAGAAUGGGGUGUGUGACAUGGACUGCAACUACGAACGCUUCAACUUUGACGGCGGAGAGUGCUGUGACCCUGACAUCACCGACGUCACCAAGACUUGCUUCGAUCCCGACUCUCCACACAGAGCAUACUUGGAUGUUAAUGAACUGAAGAACAUUCUUAGACUGGAUGGAUCAACACACCUCAAUAUCUUCUUUGCAAACUCCUCAGAGGAGGAAUUGGCGGGAGUAGCCACUUGGCCGUGGGACAAGGAGGCCCUCAUGCACUUAGGUGGCAUUGUCUUGAACCCAUCUUUUUACGGCAUUCCUGGGCACACCCACACCAUGAUCCAUGAGAUCGGGCACAGCCUGGGCCUCUAUCACAUCUUCCGAGGCAUCUCGGAAAUCCAGUCUUGCAGUGACCCCUGCAUGGAAACCGAGCCCUCCUUUGAGACUGGAGACCUCUGCAGUGACACCAACCCAGCCCCAAAACACAAGUUCUGCGGGGACCCAGGCCCAGGAAACGACACCUGUGGCUUUCAUAGCUUCUUCAACACUCCUUACAACAACUUCAUGAGCUACGCAGAUGACGACUGCACUGACUCCUUCACGCCCAAUCAAGUGGCUAGAAUGCACUGUUACCUGGACUUGGUGUACCAGAGCUGGCAGCCCUCCAGGAAGCCGGCGCCUGUCGCCCUGGCCCCCCAGAUUGUGGGCCACACAACUGACUCAGUGACGCUGGAGUGGUUCCCGCCCAUCGAUGGCCACUCCUUUGAAAGAGAAUUGGGAUCAGCAUGUGACCUUUGCCUGGAAGGGAGAAUCCUGGUGCAGUACGCCUUCAACGCCUCCUCCCCCAUGCCUUGCGGCCCCUCCGGGCACUGGAGUCCCCGGGAAGCAGAAGGUCAUCCAGAUGUUGAACAGCCCUGUAAGUCCAGUGUCCGUACGUGGAGCCCAAAUUCAGCUGUCAACCCACACACGGUCCCUCCAGCCUGCCCUGAGCCACAAGGCUGCUAUCUUGAACUGGAAUUCCGCUACCCUUUGGUCCCUGAGUCUCUGACGAUCUGGGUGACCUUUGUCUCCACUGACUGGGACUCUAGUGGGGCUGUCAAUGACAUCAAAUUGUUGACUGCCAGCGGGAAGAACAUCUCCCUGGGCCCUCAGAAUGUCUUCUGCGAUGUUCCACUGACCAUUAAACUCCGGGAUGUGGGUGACGAGGUAUAUGGCAUUCAGAUCUACACAUUGGAUGAGCACCUGGAGAUUGACGCUGCCAUGUUGACCUCCAUUGCAGACAGCCCGCUCUGCCUAGAGUGUAAGCCCCUGCAGUACAGAGUGGUCCGGGACCCUCCUCUCCAGGUGGACGUGGCCUCCAUCCUCCAUCUCCAUAGAAGAUUCACGGACAUGGACCUCAGUCUUGGCAGUGUGUACCAGUACCGGGUCAUCACUGUUUCGGGAAGUGAAGAGAGUGAGCCAUCACCUGCUGCCAUAUACAUCCAUGGGAGUGGGUAUUGUGGUGAUGGCAUUAUCCAGAAGAGCCAAGGUGAAGAAUGUGAUGACAUGAAUAAGAUCAGUGGUGAUGGCUGCUCCCUUUUCUGCAGACAGGAGGUUUCCUUCAAUUGCAUUGAUGAACCCAGCCGGUGCUAUUUCCAUGAUGGUGACGGGGUAUGUGAGGAGUUUGAACAGAAAACUAGCAUCAAGGACUGUGGUGUCUACACGCCCCAGGGGUUCCUGGAUCAAUGGGCAUCCAAUGCUUCCGUUUCCCAUCAAGACCAGCAAUGCCCAGGCUGGGUCAUCAUCGGCCAGCCAGCAGCGUCCCAGGUGUGUCGAACCAAGGUGAUUGAUCUCAGUGAAGGCAUUUCGCAGCAUGCCUGGUAUCCUUGCACCAUCAGCUACCCCUACUCCCAGCUGGCUCAGACCACGUUCUGGCUCCGGGCAUACUUUUCUCAGCCAAUGGUUGCUGCAGCUGUCAUUGUCCACCUGGUGACUGAUGGGACCUAUUAUGGGGACCAAAAGCAGGAAACCAUCAGUGUCCAGCUGCUCGAUACCAAAGAUCAGAGCCACGAUCUAGGCCUCCAUGUCCUCAGCUGCAGGAACAAUCCGCUGGUUAUCCCUGUGAUCCAUGACCUCAGCCAGCCCUUCUACCACAGCCAGGCGGUCCGUGUGAGCUUCAGUUCACCCCUGGUCGCCAUCUCGGGGGUGGCCCUCCGCUCCUUCGACAGCUUUGACCCCGUCACCCUGAGCAGCUGCCAGAGAGGGGAGACCUACAGCUCUGCUGAGCAGAGCUGUGUGCACCUCGCGUGUGAGGCCACUGACUGCCCAGAGCUGGCUGUGCAGAACGCUUCUCUCAACUGUUCCAGCAGUGACCGCUACCACGGUGCCCAGUGUACCGUGAGCUGCCGGACGGGCUACGUGCUCCAGAUACAGCGGGACGACGAGCUGAUAAAGAGCCAGACGGGACCCAGCGUCACAGUGACCUGCACUGAGGGCAAGUGGAACAAGCAGGUGGCAUGCGAGCCUGUGGACUGUGGCGUCCCGGAUCAGCAUCACGUCUAUGCUGCCUCCUUCUCCUGCCUCGAGGGCACCACCUUUGGCAGCAAAUGUUCCUUCCAGUGUCGUCACCCAGCGCAGUUGAAAGGGAAUAACAGCCUUCUGACCUGCAUGGAGGACGGGCUAUGGUCCUUCCCGGAAGCCCUUUGUGAGCUCAUGUGCCUAGCACCGCCCCCAGUGCCCAAUGCAGACCUCCAGACGGCCCGGUGCCGAGAGAACAGGCACAAGGUGGGCGCUUUCUGCAAGUACAAGUGCAAACCUGGAUAUCAUGUGCCCAGCUCCUCUCGGAAAUCAAAGAAACGAGCCUUCAAGACUCAGUGUACCCAAGAUGGCAGCUGGCAGGAAGGAGCUUGUGUUCCUGUGACUUGUGACCCACCUCCACCGAAAUUCCAUGGGCUCUACCAGUGCUCUAGUGGCUUCCAGUUCAACAGCGAGUGUAGGAUCAAGUGCGAAGACAGUGACACCACCCAGGGCCGUGGGAGCAAUGUCAUCCACUGCCGGAAAGAUGGCACCUGGAGUGGCUCCUUCCAUGUCUGCCAGGAGAUGAAAGGCGAGUGCUCAGCCCCGGACCAGCUCAACAGCAACCUCAAACUUCAGUGCCCCGAAGGCUAUGCCAUAGGGUCGGAAUGUGCCGCCUCGUGCCUGGACCACAACAGCGAAUCCAUCAUCCUGCCAGUGAAUGUGACCGUCCGUGACAUCCCCCACUGGCUGAACCCCACACGGGUGGAGAGAGUUGUGUGCACGGCUGGUCUCAAGUGGUAUCCUCACCCUGCUCUGAUUCACUGUGUGAAAGGCUGUGAGCCCUUCAUGGGAGACAAUUACUGUGAUGCCAUCAACAACAGAGCCUUCUGCAACUACGACGGCGGGGACUGCUGCGCGUCCACGGUGAAGACCAAAAAGGUCACCCCCUUCCCAAUGUCCUGUGACCUACAAGGAGACUGUGCUUGUCGGGACCCCCAGGCCCAAGAACACAGCCGGAAAGACCUCCGGGGAUACAGCCACGGCUAAGGAAGGACCAGGGAGUGGUCAAAGAAUUCCCAACUCGCAUCCCUUUGGUAUUGAUUUCACAGUCAGCUGCUCGACGGAAUGGCCUCUCCACACCAGGGAUCCUUAGCACCCAACCGGUCUGCCUUUAAUUUCACCCAGGAAGGACUCACAAUGGGGACGCAUGAACCAAGUCUCGCCAUGUUGAAUGGAAUGGAAUUCCAUCCCAAAGUCUUAGAUGGAUUACACAUACAGCGUGCAGCCCCAGAGCCUCCUAAAAUUCUAACCAUUUGUCACAUGGCCACAGCAAGAAACAUGUCCUGUACCUAGGAGUGUGCACAUCUGUGGUUAGGACACAUGCAUGCACACGCGCCCAUACCAACAUCUGUGUGAGGGCAGUUUUGGAGACUGAGCAGAACUAGAUUGGAACAAAGUCAGUCUUUCCUUUCCCAAGCUCAUAGCUAACACUGUGCUUGAGAAAAAGAGAGUUGCAUAAACCGCUAAGACCAAGUGUUGAGAUGCCAAGAUAGCUCCCAGCCUGAGGCUUGGAAUAUGGAGGGCACACACAAUGGUGUGGUCCUUUGGGAUUAGAAGUGAAACGGUCUCUGAUCACCUACCUUCUAGGGAAAUAGGACCCAGGAAGAGGUAAAGAAUCCAAGGUAUACAAAGCCCCCCAAUUUUUCCGCUGCCAUGGGGGAUUUACCCCAACUCCAGGGUUUGAGGCCAAGCUGGAAAUGGCUUAUAAUUGCAAUGUCGAGGUAUUACAACAGCCCCUGCUUGAGGCUUGAGGCCAUAAAAUCCUUCCAGAACCUACCCAUUCCCCGCAUCUUGCCUUGGGACCACAUUUGCUGCUACUUUCCCUGCUGCUCUGUCCUAUACAUUGAGUACCCCAAGAUGGUAGCACUGGGUUAGGAAAAACCCCACACAACCAAACAGUCUGCCUUAAAAGCGACCCGCAUUGUCCCACAGCUCCUCACUUCCUAGCACUUCUGCAAAAGAAACACCCUCAGUGGCCCACCUGGUGAGAAGGUAAGUCCCCCGUGGUUGGGCUUCUCAUCCUGGAAGGGAGACGCGGGACUUAAGAUGCUUCGCUAAGAGUCUGGAAUGUCUAAGCCAGUGUUAGAUUUUAUAAUCAAGUGGAACAGUGUUAAAGUUCUGUGAUGUUGGAGCCACUCAGAGACUGUUAGAAUUGUAGGAAGUCUUGAGUUAUUACCGUUAACCAGGCCUCCCUGCCUCUCCAGGCACCGCAGGUGUUGGUCCUGAGGACCUCACAGAGGCUACACUUCUGAAACAGAGAAUCAUCUCAGAUGUGGUCAAUCUAGACUGUUCCAGAGGCCAUCGGAGGGAAGCCCCAGAGUUCACAGCCUCAGUCCCCAACAACCCAACAUGGUCACCAUGUUUUCCAUAGUCUUCCAUCCUCCAGUACUCCCAUCCACACCUGGGGUUGGGUCACCCUUCCCUCUGCUAUGUUCAGCCUCCAAAAGUUUCAGAGUAAAUUAGUCAAACACACCUGAAAGCCUCCACCUCUCUGGGGUUUUCUUUGCCUCUUUAAAGCCAAGUUACCCGUCCACUCCUUUUCAUUAAUGUGGGAAGAGAUUAAUACAGAAUGAGGUGGAGAGAAUGGUUACGUUUGACUUCAUUUCUGAGGCCUGGAAGUGAGAAAGAGGGGAAGGGAGGGUCUAAACUAGAUGUAUCACACACAAAUUGCAGUAAAUCAAAUCGUUUCAAGCCGAGAGAAGACAACCAACGGAAACAAAGUCUGGCAUAGGAGUGGGAAAAACCAGGCACGUGGGCUGACCCUCCUCGUUCCUGCAUCUGAGGCCGGCAUGGUUAAUCAUUUAUUGCCCUUUUUCCCAUGGGGACCAAAAAUAACUUCAGAAAGCUUCUUACUAUAUCAUUCCCAACAGCAAUUACCAAGCUGAUCAAAAACACUUGAGGAGACACUUACGGGCCAUCUGUGGUCUGUUACAUUAAAAUAUAUAUCAAGGUGCUUUUUGCACAGGUGCCCACAAAUGAGGAAGCAGUGCUGAGGUAGUUUUGUGUGGCUUGUACUGUAUUACAAACUCUGAGAUUGAAUGCCAGAAUGGAGAGGCGGCCACCAUUGUUAAGGCCAGGUUCAAAUCCUGUAUGUUUCCUCCUUACAAACUCGUAUCUCAUUUAUAUUCAGGUCAUUUUUUUUUUCUGUAAUUACCAGGGCUGAUCCUUAGCAAAGUAAUAAUACUCAUACUAGAAGAAUUGAUGCCAUUGUGUACCCCUCUCUAGUAUCUUAGAACUCUUGCCAACUCUUAAAGCCAUUCUCUUGCCCUGGCUGAGUUAUCAUCCUGUGUGGUGUUAGAAGAUAUGAACUAAGAAAGCUUCCUGUAUUACACCAGUCAGUGCAAAAAGCCUUGGAGACCCAAAGACAGCAUUACCAAUGGCGGGUUGUAGGAGCUAUGGGAGAACCUCACCGGCCUCCCUUAAAGAGACUGUCAUCCUUUUCCUUCACUCUCACCCUUGUCUAUCCCCACACUCUCCAGCUGAGCAAAGUUUCCGGGAGGCUGACUUCUAUGUUCAGAUUCACAGAUUACGUUGAGCCCUUCUGAGCAAAGAUCCACCCACAGUUUCCCUACCAUCGUUCAAUUCUGUUACUCACACGCACGUUUGCCAAGGCUACUAGGCCAGAGAGGCUACUUGAUUGAUAGCCAGCCUCGUGCCCACAUGGAAGGUAUAUUUCAUAGGUCCCUGCCAGACCUUAAUGGAGGAGGUUCUGCUCUAGUUGUGUCACUCACGGAUACCCAGUUUCAUUUUCUUGCUGGGAAUAAAUUGUCUCACCCCUUCGGUCAUCUCCUGUUGAGGACAGUGGACUACUCACAAGAAGGCACUCUGAAGCACUAGUAUGUCAGCAGCUGAGGGGACCUGAAGCACGUGGGGGUUCUGAGAAUGAAGAAGUAUUAGCACGUUAGCAGCAAGAAAGAAAAGAUGGUGUAGACCCGGGGUGUCCAAACUUUUUUCAAUGUUUUUUACCAAGGGCCAUAUUCGGUAAAACACACAAACAGCCGGGCCACUCACUCGAGGUGAAGUACGUAUUGCCUCACCUGGUUUAUUUAAGUAAACUAAAUAUAUUUUUGGAAUUUGCUGCGGGCCAAUUAACAAUGGAUCAUGGGCCACAGUUGGCCCACGGGCAGCAGUUUGGAUACCCCUGGUGUAGACAGUCCUCUCAGCCCUCUCUUGGGAAGCCUUUUCAAGCCACAACCCUAACUGCCUGCCCAGAGGACUUGCAUGACCCCUUGCCCCCAGAAUCUGUGCCAACCACCUCUUAAGGGAGGACAGUCCUUGGGAAGUCCAUUUUGGUGGCUGAAUUGGGUAUUAGGGAAAGGAGAGAUCAGUGGUCACAAAUAGUAAGGAUCUGAAGAUGGAGCUGCUACUCCUGCUUUCAGCAUAUUGAGUCACUGCCUAGACAGUUCUCUUAUUUCCACCUCGGCCAAUGCUUAAAUGCUAUUUGUUGAAAAUAAUUCUUUGAGACAGAUUUCAACUACCUCUCUUCCAGGUUUGAUUUAACUUGGUUGUAACUGUCAAUUUGUUAUAGGUCUUACCUGUGUUGGAAGGAAGGAAGGAAAGAAGGAAGGAAGGAAGGAAGGACGGAAGGAAGGAAGGAAGGAAAGAAGGAAGGAAGGAAGGAAAGGGGAAAAAAAAGGAAUGAGGGAAGAAAGAAAGAAACCAUACAUUCAAGUUAACAGUUUUGAGGUUUUAUGUUUUGGUUUUUUGUGUGUGUGUUUUUUUUCUGGAACUACUUCAAGUGGGAAAAUAAAAAGAAAUUGAUGGGGUCAAAACUGUACAGAUAGAAAUUAAUAGAAGAGGAGAUGAAAAGGAAAUAAAAAUGCAUGGUUAAAAAUAAGAAUUAAAGAAACGAUUUUUGUGCUUCCUAAAGGAAAUUGUUUCUUCUGCAGAUGGAGUAGGUAGACACAAGCGUAAAUAUCUCCCUACCAGGAGACACAGAGUGGGAUAUUAUAACGCUGUUAUUUUACAUGCAUUGUGGUAGGUCCAGGAAAGAAGGCAUCUUCCCCCUUGAUAUACAAUUGUUGGGGGAGCGGUUUGUCUGUUUGGUGGCAAUCAGUGAGAGCAGAGAGAGGGAGGGCUAGAAAUUGGUUUUACCAAAUAUUUAGGGCAGAUUGUAUUGUGCUUUUCACAUUAUAAAAUCUUUGCAUUGAUCAGUAGAGCACUGGGCUUUAUAAAGACUGCACUUAGAACCACGCUGCACAGUCCACUUUCCUAAAAAGCUACUACAUGACCAGACAGGUAAUUCCCAUGUUUUUUGAGAAACAAAAUAAACCAAGCAAACAGCCAACGGAAGAACUAAAUAGCAAAUGAUUAAAGAGCCUAGUCUUUUUUCAUUUACUCCAGUUUUGCCAAAUUCCUACCAAUUGUUUGAUCUUUGAAAGAAAUGUUUAACAGCCAAGAGAGGAAUUAUGUCCCUAGAAUAAGAACCUACGAUUCCUGACUCCAGACAGCAGUUUGCUCAGUGAUCUUGAAUAAGUCAUCAAAUUGCCUCUCCAUUUGCCUCAGUUUCUCCAGCUGUAAAAUGGAGAUAAUACUACUUACCUACCUCACAGUGGGAGGCGAGGGGAUUGUGAGGCGCUGAGGUUUAAAAUAGGCUGUGGCCAUCUGUGAAAGUCGAGGCUGGACACAGAGUCCGUGGGUUACUUUUCAAGAAUGCCCAGGCCCAUUGGCCUUUUAACAAAGACAGGGAGUGCUCGUUGGAUGUUUCAAGGAACAAAGGUGGAGCUCCUAGAUUAUGAUCCAUGUUAAGAGAGAGGCUUGCAUUUAGGGGUAUUUCAUUCUUAGGUAAAUUGGACUUUUCCUCCCUUAUUCUGGCCUUCACCAGUUCUAUAAUUUGAUUUAAAGCCAAUUACUUCCUACAGUGUAAAAGUUAGUUUACUAUUGUCUGUUCAAUACUUCCAGGCCAUUUCCAACCUUAUAGAGGAAGGGAGUCCCUGAAUUCUCUUCUUCUCAGACUUAAAAUCUCACAUUGUGUGUUUCAUUAAAAGAAGAUUUGGCUUUCUGAGUACAAAUAACUCGGGGCUUCUUAAACUAUACACCAGCAGUCAGUGAGAGGAUUUUGAACAAUUAUUGAGUUGCUUUCUUGGGUCUCUAUAAUCAAUAACCUGUCCGCAGAUAUCUAUCUAUAUAAAGAUAUUAUAUAUAAAUAUAAAUUUACAUAUAUAUGCACAUGUAUAUAUAGUUGUACAUAUAUGUGUGUAUAUAUAUACUUAAAUGUAAUAUUUACAAAAUAAAACUGUGAUCUCGUCUAGAGAAAAUGUAUUCAUAUUACAAACUGCUCUUCCAUAUUUAUGUAUCAUAUUAUACUUUUUUAUUAUUGUUAUAAUUAUUAUGGGUAUUUCUAAUUAUUAUGAUGUUGAAAUCUGUUUGGCACCUUCUGGAAACUACCAAAAAUGACUCUUCAUUGAAGUGCUUAAAAUCUGUUCUCAUGAGAAUUCUACUGGCCUACCAUGAAAAAGGAAAAAAAAAUCUAAACACCAAAAAUAAAACACAAUUCCAAUCCUUUUUCUGUACCUCACGCGCAUAAAUUUGCUGCUCCUAUUUUGGGUUUUAUUUUUUUUCCUGUUUAUGUGUUUUUAUGGAUCUAAGUUAAGUCUUUCAGCAAUAUAUAAAAAAUGUAAAUAGUAAACUUUAUUUAUUAAGAAUGUCAUCUUUUUUAAUUUAUAUUUACACAAUUGUUCAUCUAAUUUAUUUUUUCUAUACGGUUUUAAAUACUCAGACAUAUUUUGCGGUUCAUGAUAUUUUUAUCCUGUUCUCAUGGAUUUGUUAUUCCAUACUGUUUUCUCUGGUCUCAAUUACAGGUUGGAUCUCACAAAAAAACUAAUGUCAAAGACAGAAAUAUUUU
This is a messenger RNA of Rhinolophus ferrumequinum (greater horseshoe bat), 10726 nucleotides long. It is a transcript of the gene PAPPA, whose product is annotated as pappalysin 1. Lineage: Eukaryota; Metazoa; Chordata; Mammalia; Chiroptera; Rhinolophidae. The record is from RefSeq and is a predicted model, not a curated record. Gene Ontology annotation, molecular function: metallopeptidase activity.